CUGCGUCCUGACGUCACCACGCUGCUUUUCCGCUGCCGGCAGAGAACGAGGAGAAGGAAAAGCAGAAGUAGCAUCAGCGAUUUAACAACUACAGCUGAUUGUGAGAUACGGAAGCAGAGCCGAUAAAGACCAAGACACUGGAUCUGUGAGAAGUAAACUGUUAAAGGUGACCAACAAUGGCUGUGAACGUGUACGCAACCUCAGUGACCAGCGACAACUUGAGUCGUCAUGACAUGCUGGUGUGGAUCAACGAGUCUCUGCAGAUGAACCUGACUAAGAUAGAGAUGUUGUGUACAG
This is a messenger RNA of Austrofundulus limnaeus, 297 nucleotides long. RefSeq names its product microtubule-associated protein RP/EB family member 1. Lineage: Eukaryota; Metazoa; Chordata; Actinopteri; Cyprinodontiformes; Rivulidae. Gene Ontology annotation, molecular function: microtubule binding. The record is from RefSeq and is a predicted model, not a curated record.